AUGCCGAGUGCGAAGUGGGAGUUUGUGCGUAUUGGCGUAUACUUUACCGUUCCCGUUGUAGCCACGUACAUCUACGCCCAGCCGGACUGUAUCAGUAUGAUCGUGAACAAGUGGAAAUACAUCCAGUACCCACCCCAAUCUGUGUCCCGCGAGGAAUAUUACAAGAAGAUGCGCGAGGUGGCCGAAGAGGACAAGUGA
Peronospora matthiolae is the source of this 198-nucleotide messenger RNA. Lineage: Eukaryota; Oomycota; Peronosporomycetes; Peronosporales; Peronosporaceae. The record is from the annotation of a GenBank genome assembly.